GUUUUAUCUGCUCCUCCAGCGCUCUGAUCGUCUGCAGCUUCCUCCCUGCAGGAAACCAGAGAGAAAAGAGCAGGACGCUGCCACCGGCUGCAGACUGACAUGUCAUCUGAUUGGCUCUGCAGGUGGCUAACAGGAACCUCAGCCCCGAGGGCCAAAAAUCAAAACACGGCUCCACAAACAGCUGGAGAACAAACUCCCUGAUCCGUCGGGCUGCAGAGGACAGCAGGCAGCUGUAAACAGGAAGAAGUAAAGAUGGAUGAAGAGCAGUUAACUGGUUACAUCAAAACAAAUUCAGAGCUGGAAAAACUGGUUGAAGCUCCACCUCUGAGCUGAAGAAAAAUCUCUUUCGAUUACAAGAGAACAAAGAGACGGUCKGAUUCAUCAAACUGAAGCUGAAAGUCUGAGAAGACGAAGGAACUACAGGACAGAACAGAAACUAACUGAGAAAAAAUGUCGGAGGAUUUCUGCUCUCAGCACUCCGAGAAGCUCAAACUGUUCUGCCAGGAUCACCUGCGUCCCAUCUGCGUCAUCUGUCGGGACUCCAAAACUCACAGCGGCCACCGGUUCAAACCCGUGGACGAGGCCGCGAGGGAGUACGGCCAGCAGACCCAGGACGUCCUCGCCCUCGUCCUGGAAAAACGAAAAACCUUCGAGCAGKUCAAAGAAAACUAUGACCAAACGGCCAAACACAUCCAGGUCCAGAGUCUUCAGACGGAGAAGCAGAUCAGAGAGGAGUUCAAGAAGCUCCGUCAGUUUUUAGAGCGAGAAGAAAGUGUCCGGAUCGCUGCUCUGAAGGAGGAGGAGAAAGAGAAAACUCAGCUGAUGACGGAGAAGAUUAAAGGUGUUGAAAAGGAAAUGGAGUCCAUCUCAAAGACGAUCCAGUCCACGAUUAAAGACCUGGAGUCUGGAGAUGUUCCCUUCCUGAACAGCUACGUGCUAACAGCGGAGAAGAUGCAGCUGCAUCUCCUGCUGGAGGAUCCACAGCUGAUCCCAGGAGCUCUGAUCGAUCAGACCAAACACCUGGGCAACCUGAGCUWCWACAUMUGGACCGGCAUGAAGGAGCUGGYCUCCUACUCGCCCGUGAUCCUGGAUCCAAACACGGCCCACCGGGACCUCGUCCURUCCGGYGACCUCACCAGCGUGAGGCGAGACGAGAAGCAGGAGGUUCCUGAAAACGCCGAGAGGAUCCUGUCCUACCCGGCCGUCCUGGGCUCGGAGGGUUUCGACUCGAAGACCCACAGCUGGGAYGUGGAGGUCGGAGACAGUCCGCUCUGGGGGGUGGGGGUCUCGACGAAGCCCGCCUCGACUAGCGCGGAUGAAAUCCCAGCGCUCUUAAAAAUCUCCCUCUGCGAUGGGAAAUAUACUGCCGACUCCAGCCAAACUGCUUCGACAGCUCUCACCAUCAAAACCAAAGUCAGGAGGGUCCGGGUCCAUCUGGACUGCGACAGGAAGAGGGUGACCUUCAGUGACCCCGACACCAACACAAACAUCCACACGUUCACGCACAGCUUCACAGACCCGCUGUUUCCUUACUUUAACGCUGUGAAACAACAACAAACACUGAAGAUAACACCAGCCAAUGUUUCUGUAGAACCCAACAAACUGUAGAGCUUCCUUCUUCUUUUUAUUAUUACAAACACUCAGUUCAUCCUCACUGAACAUAAUUAAAUAAUCAAACAUUUAUCAAUUCAUGGAAAUGACUUGGUUGUGAAAAAGAAACUGAAAGUAGAUUAAAGAAACUGAAGCAUGAAAAAUGYGUUGAAGAUKAAACUAAAUUACAUAAAACACYCGCUUCGGAUGUUAUCAUCCA
Austrofundulus limnaeus is the source of this 1810-nucleotide messenger RNA. RefSeq names its product tripartite motif-containing protein 35. Bases 451 to 1608 code for a protein of 385 amino acids. The transcript is spliced from 4 exons. Gene Ontology annotation, molecular function: protein binding; zinc ion binding. Lineage: Eukaryota; Metazoa; Chordata; Actinopteri; Cyprinodontiformes; Rivulidae. The record is from RefSeq and is a predicted model, not a curated record.